GAGCCCAGCCCCGCGUUAAUGUCUCUGAGUGAGGUAUAUAAGGAGGAGAAGGACAUCUGAGGAUUAGUUCCAAUAGCUCAAUAGAUCAACCAUGAUCAAGUAUCUGGCUCUCCUUGUUGUCCUUGGCGCAGCUCUUGCUGAUGCCCAAUAUUAUGGACGUGCAUAUGGUGGCUACAGCCGUGGAUAUGGUAGCUUCAGCCGUGGCUAUGGUGGAUAUGGACGUGUAUAUGGAAAGAGGUCUGCUGAUGCCGAACCUACCGCUGAUGCCGAACCUACCGCUGCUGCCGAGCCCGCUGCUGAGCCCACUGCUGACGCAUACUACGGGUAUGGAGGUUAUGGGUAUGGAGGAUAUGGACUUGGAUAUUCUUCUUACGGAUAUGGUAUUCCUUAUGGAGGAGUCAGAUACAUCGGAAAGAGGUCUGCUGAUGCCGAGCCUACCGCUGCUGCUGAACCCGCUGUUUUGCCUGCUGCUGGCGCAUACUACGGGUACGGAGGAUAUGGACGUGCAUAUGGACUUGGAUAUGCUUCUUAUGGAUAUGCUCCAGUUUAUGCAGGACACUACCUAGGAAAGAGGUCUGCUGAUGCCGAGCCCAGCUAUGGAUACGGAUAUAACCGAGGAUAUGGAUAUGGAUAUGGCCGAGGAUACGGAUAUGGCCAUGGAUAUGGAUACUACGGAUAAAUGAUUGAUAUUUUUGAGAGUUUUGGACUAACAAGAAAUUAAAACUGUAAAUCACAACUUCAUUCUUUACAAUAAAUCAUUCCAAUUUGUAA
Molecule: messenger RNA, 771 nt
Organism: Eurytemora carolleeae
Lineage: Eukaryota; Metazoa; Arthropoda; Copepoda; Calanoida; Temoridae
Product: shematrin-like protein 1
Exons: 2
Coding region: 92-679 (195 amino acids)
Source: RefSeq, a predicted model, not a curated record